Molecule: messenger RNA, 2442 nt
Organism: Filobasidium floriforme
Lineage: Eukaryota; Fungi; Basidiomycota; Tremellomycetes; Filobasidiales; Filobasidiaceae
Product: vacuolar import and degradation protein-domain-containing protein
Exons: 3
Coding region: 268-2217 (649 amino acids)
Biological process (GO): protein catabolic process in the vacuole; proteasome-mediated ubiquitin-dependent protein catabolic process; protein targeting to vacuole
Cellular component (GO): GID complex; extrinsic component of membrane
Source: RefSeq, a predicted model, not a curated record
GGAUGAUCAAGUUUAUCGUAUCACAGCCACAGCCCAAAGGUAGGUAGAGGGGAGAGAGUCUCAUCCUACUCUUGCUACUCGCACGUUUGUGCGCUCAAAGGUUAUAUAACAACCACACCAGAUCUUUUCGCCUUGGAGCGGCGCCAUCCCCCGCAGACUUAUCGUCCCUGUGAUAAACUCUCUUCGAAGAUAUCGAAGCAACAAGCGAUCUAGGACUGUCAACUUCUUGCAUCAACUACCGAGACCAACUGCAUCUCACCAUUCAACAUGCCGGUAACAGGCUCCAUCCCGCCCGAACCCUCUGCCGGCUCUCCAUCAUCUGCCAUUUUGCCUGUCCUCAAUCGCGAUCACGACAACACCGCCAUUCCAACCACUGCACUCUCGUCGUCCUCUUCAUCCUCAUCUCCAUCGAACGCGGCACCCAACAAAUGUACAGGAUGUCAAGAUAACAUCGAAUCCACGUCCACCCCGUUCGUCCUAGGAGGGAGCAUCGGGGACGUUCUGCGUAGAGAAGCGGGUUCGAUGAUUUCGGGUCGGGUGGGGAAUGGCGCAGAUGUAGAUGUCGGGCCCGAGAUUACGGGUGAUGGUAGAUCUGCUGGAAGGGACGCGGGAUCGGGAACGAUGAUGGACGAUGGAGAUGAUACGGGAGCAAGAAGGGAUGAGGAAGGGGGGCUGUGUGCUCGUUGUCUAGAAUCGAGGGAUCGGAUGGGAAUGGGAACGGGUACUGGGGACGAGGUGCAUAUACCACGAGCUUUGACUACAUCUGCCACCACAACAUCCGCCAAUGAUACCAACAACUCCAAUGCCAACCCGAACACGACGAACUCUUUCCCAUCCGUCCGACCCUCCGCCCCAGUCCCCAUCCAAGACCCCGCCUCCUUUACCUCGCCGACAACAGCCUACCCGCCUUUCGUACCCUCGUCAUUCUUUCCACCGGGACUCAUUGAGAAUGUACCUUCGACGAGUUCUACGGCUUAUACGCAGAUCUUGACACCGGUCGGCGGACUUCGUGAGAGGGAUGUGGGGAUCAACAUCGACAUCGAUGGUGACAACGAAGCGCAUGCCCCGGCUGCCGUCGACCCGCAAAAUGGAAAUCGAGAUGAAGAACAAGAUCUGAAACAGCACGUCUAUCCCGACCCUUGUGAGCCCGCUCCAUCAGUUUUCCGACAUGGCCCUUCCACUCCUCCCACCCGGACCUCUUACCCCCAUACCGAACACCUUCCCAACCCCUUGCUCGAUAUCGGCCGUCUCCGCCGCCCCUCCCAAGGCCGUGGCACCCUCUAUCCAGGCUCCAUCUUCAGGGGGAAACAAACUUCGGGAAGGUCGUCUUACGAAGUCGAAGUCAGGAUCCUCGACGUAGACUUCCCCUCGUCCACCCUCUCUGGCUACCUCUCCAUCUCACACUUGACCGACACGCACCCGAAACUGACGACCUUUUUCAGUGGGGAGAUUGUCGGCGAACAAUACGGCUUCUUGACAGGGACGCGGUAUUACGCGCAGGCGACCGAGCAGGAUGAUCUGAGGCAUUGGAGCAGGUUCGAUAGGUUCCACGAGGUCAAGGGGGAACUGAGACGGCCGGGAUUGACGAUGAGCGAGAUGGAGCGGUGUCCUGUGUCUUCCAGCUCGGGCUCUACCUCAGCCGCUCCGGGGAAGAGGGAACGCCCGUACGUCUUUAUGCGCUGGAAAGAAAGGUUCCUCGUCCCGGACCACAAGGUGAGGGAUAUCUCCGGGGCAUCCUUUGCCGGGUUUUAUUACCUGCAGUUGGAGCUCGAGGAACCGAGGACGUCUUCCGGCCCGUUAGGCGCGGGAGGGAAUAUCGGAGGAGGUGCGGGAUCGGGCGGAGGAAGGAAGAGCGAGACGGUCUACCUGAAUGGGAGGCCGGGAGCGAGGGGUUCAGGUAUGGAUAUGGAGAUGGACGAAGAGGCGGCUGGAGUGUCGACGACAAUGGAGCAACCUCCUGCGGCCCGAUCGACCUUGCCCUCCAGCCCACCGGGGAUCCCUAGUCCCGCUUCCCCAGCACGAAGCGAGGGUAGACGCAGGUUGUUGGCGGCGGCAAGGGCGACGUGGAAGAACGACCGGGAUGCGCGCGGAGAUGGGGAGAAUGGGGUGCCGGUCUUGAAGGGAUACUACUUCCACCAUCAAAACUCUGAGCCGUUCCAAGAACUUUCCCUGUGCCACGUGCCUCAACGAGGGAGCGGGUCUUUCGAACUCCGAUGACGCCCGCCGUCUCGCUUCCGUCUGCUACUCCCGUUUCCUAUUCUCGACACCUUCUUGCCCUGUUUCCGCCAUUCCAAAUCGCGUUUUGAGAGUAAUCCUAUACCUUCUGUAACUGAACGGUCGUGACACGUUGUAUAGACUUUUUGUGUCUUUUUCGGUCGGAAACAAAGUCUUGUAUCGAACGAGAUGUAGUGUAUUGGUUAAUCAGAUGAUUUGUGAUCGUGA